AUGUCGCGAACCUCUCUCUCCAUCUUAGCGCUCACAGAGUCCUGCAUUUCCAAAUUCGACAACCUUCUGGCGUCACAUAUUCCGGGCUCACAGCGCAUUGAAUCAUUGGAGAGUCGGCUAGCUGACUUUAACCUCUGGGCUGACAGUGUUGGCGCCUUAGCAAAGCCUGGCGCCUCGUUGGAUUCCAGACUUCAGGGUCGUGUAAACGAUCUCGCGUUGGUGAAAAACGUUCUUAUCAUGCUGGCUGACUCUCUGGACCAUUGCGCGGUCCUUGCUAAAGACAAAACGAGCUACGACGAAACAGACCAUCAAGAAGCUAUCCAAAACCUUGACUCUGCUAUUGAGAAUUUGGCUUUGAUCGGCGUGGCCAUCCGUCGAACGGGACAGGCAUUACGAAACCGCAGGGCCGACAAGACGUUCAAUCCGAACAAUCACCAAGAGUUAAGAACGCAUCUCGAAUGUAUAACUCGUCUUCGGCCGACAGAAGAAGCUCUUUUCCAUCAAGCAGAGAACGGUGAAUAUGUCACCAAUUUAGACAACUCCAAACUGUCCGAUAUUCAAAACCGCCUUGUCGAAGCAAACCUUAGACGAAGGCAUAAAUUUUUGGUAGCACAAAAACGCUCCAGAAUUCAGCAAAACGUGCAUAUACGUCCCUCAAUUCCUGGGGCUCCUUCAUCUGCAGGUAGUGUUCCAAAGGAAGAGCCUCUUGCGGAUAUACGGAACGCAGAUGCAGCCAAUAACUCAAAUCCGACAUCAUAUCCAAUUACCAGGGGCCAGGAAACCACAGCGCCAACGAUUUCAAGGUUUUCUCUUGCAUCAACAGCUGAAGAAACUCUUAAAUAUACUCCAGUUGCUAAAAAGUAUACUCCAAGCAUAACAAAAACGCAAAUCACACUCAUCGCCUCUGACAUCGAGUUCCCAAAAGCCCCUUCUAUCCCUUUGGGUCGAGAGAUUAUUAAAUGUCCCUCCUGUUGCCAGUCUCUACCAAUUGGAGUUUUCCAAAAUACCAAGCUAUGGAAGCAGCAUAUAGUUGAGGAUCUGUGUCCAUAUACUUGCAUUGCCGAGAACUGUCCUACUCCACAGCUUCUAUUCUGCACAAGAAAUGAAUGGGAAAGCCAUGUUCAAAAGACUCAUCUGCCCCGGUGGCAAUGUCCAUUUUGCGAAGAGCAAGAUGAAGAUUACUCGACCAUGGAGAGCAUGGGCAGCCACCUUCAGGAUGCCCACGGAGAUGAGCUCUUAUAUAACUCGCUCGCAACCCUUCUCUCUUGGUCUGCGGUACAAAGAAUGGGAAUAAAAUCCUGUCCUUUGUGUUCCUCCUGUGGACCCGAAGACUCGCCGGAACUUGUCGACCACGUUUUGCGACACGCCUAUGACUUUGCCUUCCGGGCACUCCCAUGGCCACAGCCUAUUGAGUAUGAUUUGAACAAAUUACCGGGCAGCUUCACCCUUCCAGAGGAUUCAGAUCAUAUAGAGGAUCUUCAACAUUGGAUCAAGGGGGCUGCGCACGAGAGCGUGGGACCUCCAGCUAUACAACUGAGCGAUUACGACAUAGAGGAUCACUCCGUCACACUUCCUACCAAUCUCUUCGAGUACAGCGACUAUUUCUUCACGAACAAAUACUUUGAUGACCAAUCUGAGGAUGGGUCUUUCAAGCCACAGAUUGAUCAAAGCAAUACUUCCGAUUAUUCCACGAAGUCCGCUCACGCACACAUCAGGUAUACUCUGUCGCUUUUUCAGCUGACAGACCACCCUGUUUCUACCAAUUCUUCCGAAUACAGUGUCAACUUUCGUAAGAGUUCGUAUUCCGAAGAUAAAUUUGAGGAUGGGUCUUCACAAUUUCAUCAAAGCAACGUUUCCGAUCAUUACGUGCCCGCUGACGCACACAUCAGGUAUACUCUGUCGCUUUCUCGGCUGAUAGACCACCCUGUUUCUACCAAUUCUUCUCAAGACAUUGACAGUGCCAAAUCUGCCAUGUUUCCAUAUUUCGAAGACAUUGGCGACGAAUUAGAGGAUGGGUCUUCACAGUUAGAUCAAAGCGAUGCCUCCGAUCAUUCCGCCAUGCUCGCUGACGCGCACAUCAGGUGGACUAUGUCGCUUUCUCAGCUGACAGACGACAGUUAG
This is a messenger RNA of Trichoderma gamsii, 2121 nucleotides long. RefSeq lists its product as hypothetical. Lineage: Eukaryota; Fungi; Ascomycota; Sordariomycetes; Hypocreales; Hypocreaceae. The transcript has 2 exons. The record is from RefSeq and is a predicted model, not a curated record. Bases 1 to 2121 code for a protein of 706 amino acids.